Messenger RNA from Brassica oleracea var. oleracea, 804 nucleotides. RefSeq names its product RING-H2 finger protein ATL78-like. Gene Ontology annotation, biological process: protein ubiquitination. Bases 49 to 693 code for a protein of 214 amino acids. The transcript has a single exon. Gene Ontology annotation, molecular function: transferase activity. NCBI's taxonomy places the organism in Eukaryota, Viridiplantae, Streptophyta, Magnoliopsida, Brassicales, Brassicaceae. The record is from RefSeq and is a predicted model, not a curated record.
CCAACGGAAACAUAGAAACCCACACAAGUAUCUUAAAACCAAUUUAUCAUGUCAACUUCCAUGUCUGUUCCCACCAUGAAACAAACUCAGAUCUUUCAAGAUAUUCUUCGAAGUUCUUACGCAAGAAGAUUACUACUUGAUCAGUCACCAAGUCCAGCACCGUCCCCAUAUGCAGAUGAUACCAACUUUGAUGCAAAUGUUGUUAUGGUUCUAUCAGUCCUCUUAUGUGCACUCGUUUGCUCACUUGGACUCAACUCUGUAAUAAGAUGUGCCUUGAGGUGCUCCAGUUUGGCACCAUCCGAAGCUGGUGACAACCAACCAGCAGCUCGCUUGAGCAACACAGGAGUCAAACGAAAAGCCUUGAAGAGUUUCCAGACAGUAAGUUACUCUGCUGAUUUGAAUCUGCCUGGCCUAGAUACAGAGUGUGCCAUAUGUCUCUCAGAGUUUGUAUCCGAAGAGCGCGUGAAGCUGCUUCCGACAUGCCACCACGGAUUCCAUGUCCGGUGUAUAGACAAGUGGCUCAGCUCACACUCGUCCUGUCCCACCUGCAGGCACUGCCUUAUCCAAACAUGCCAGAAGAUCGCCGACUGCAGCCAAACAAGCUCGUUGAACACUACUCAACCACCGCAAGAUAGCAUCAUCGUGCAAAUAGCACCUCUACAACCGGAAAGAUCGAUAUACUGUUUUAGGUGAACCUAGUCACCUAGACAUUGUAGCCGUAAUGUUUACAACCCUAGUAAAGUACUAUUGUUUACCAUUUCCAUUGUAAAGUUGUAAAUAUUACAAGAAAUGUUAUUUUCUUCA